Molecule: messenger RNA, 1391 nt
Organism: Manihot esculenta (cassava)
Lineage: Eukaryota; Viridiplantae; Streptophyta; Magnoliopsida; Malpighiales; Euphorbiaceae
Exons: 3
Coding region: 159-1298 (379 amino acids)
Biological process (GO): RNA processing
Molecular function (GO): protein binding
Source: RefSeq, a predicted model, not a curated record
UGCCAACUGGAACUAAACAACAAACAUGAUAUUUUCCUUCUCCACCACACAAUACUCCUUAGCAAAUUCCAUAUCAAGUAAAUUUUCCUCCUUUAAUAAACUCCACCUAUAAAUUUGAUUGAUAAUUUCUCAUUCUCACUCAUCUUUUCGGUCUAAAAAUGCUUCUAAGAAGCUCUUCAACACCUGUUCUUGGAUCCCUUCUCUCAUCUUUCUCGGACACUCCCAACAAUCUUGAUACCAACAAGCACCACUACUCCACUCAUCACCAAAUCUUCAGUAGGUCUCCUUAUCACCAAACUGGUUGUCUCCAUCUCUCCACUGUCUCCUACAACUCCUCUCCCAUCUCUCCUUCCAUUGCUGAUCUCUCUGACUGUUCUCUUGAUGGUCUUCGUCGAGCUCAGUCUGAAAGUAACCUUGAGGGACUGGCUUAUAUUUCUCGCAGUAAUAAUAAUGAAGAAUGCUCAAAUCCAAGCCACCCCAUGAAGGUUUCUGCUAGAAAAAGGCGUUUGAUGCUGGAAACUAUACCCUCCUUCUCUCUUUAUAAUUUGAGAGGCCGAGAUGAAGAAGAGGAAGAUGAGGAUUAUGAUAAGAGUGACGUAGAAUAUGAUGAGGAAGAGAAAAAACAAGUGGAAGCAAAUGAGGCCAUGGGAAGUGGUCCCUCAAGCUCAAGUGAUAAGAUGGAGAACAUGGUUCUGAGUGAGCAAGUGGAGGUGCUUACGAAAGGAAGCUUGACUGUGGGUUUUGAAGAGAAAGGAGGGUUGAUGAUUAGUGAAGAAAUGUAUCUUGCAAAAGGGUUAGGAAUUGAUGGUGGUAACAGCGAUGGAAAUGGCAGCGGAGCUGGUUCUGGAGGCAAUUGUGGUGGCGGUGGUGGUGGGAAAUUUCACUGGGGAGGUGAAGAUGGUGGAGAUAUGGGUGGCACAGAGGAGUAUUACAAGAAGAUGCUGCAGGAAAAUCCUGGCAACUCCUUGUUUCUUAGGAAUUAUGCAGAAUAUCUAUAUCAGUCGAAGGGAGAUGUUCAAGGGGCAGAGGAGUAUUACUCGAGAGCUAUAUUAGCAGAUCCUAAAGAUGGUGAAGUUCUAUCACAGUAUGCAAAGCUAAUAUGGGAGCUACAUCAAGAUCAUGAAAGAGCUUCAAGCUACUUUGAACGGGCAGUUGAAGCUUCGCCUGAAGAUAGCCAUGUACAUGCAGCAUAUGCAAGAUUCCUCUGGGAAACAGAGGAAGAAGAUAAUGAGUGCAACGUGCCAGGAGAUUUUCAUGAACAUUUCCAUCAAGACCAAAUGGCUUCUACUGGUUCUUAGGGGCAACACUCGUAAAACAUUGUAGGUAGAGAAAAUGGACAACAGUGUAAAACUCUUUAAUGACAGAAAUACCCUAGAUAUUCCUUUUUCUAA